ACAAAUGAUUGGCAGGUUAAAUGAUUGAACGAUUCCACGCAAAGUGAUAGACUGAUCGUGUUUCUACCUUCGAGGAUUUUCCAAUCGAUGCCGUUAAAAACUCGCCACGUUGAAGCAAUGAAGACGGUUUGUAUGAUUGCAGCCGGAUGCGUCUGCAACAUUAUGAUAUCUGCUGUGUUUGGCGCAUUCGGUACCUACGUUCCUUACAUCCUGAGUUACCUCCGCAUAUACGACUCAACCCUCAAAUACAGUGAUAUUGCGUUAUUGGUGGCUUUGAACAACGUGGCAUUCAAUACCUUAUCCUGGUGCUCUGGCUUCAUGAUCAAUGCACUGGGGAUCAAGCAAACAGCAACCUUAGCAAGCAUAUUACUCAGCAUAUCAACUGGGUUGUGUUUCUUUGCUCUGAGAAACUACUGGGCAUUUGCAAUACUUACCUCCGCUGUCUCCUUCUUCAGUGCCAUCAUUCAAGCUACCAUCAUAGUUGUCUGUAUGGAGUGGGGUAAGAGACAUCGAGGAACAGCUGUGGGCAUCAUUAGUUUCUCUGAAAGUAUCGGGUCAACUCUUUUCAGCAUCAUAGGAACAGCCGUGAUAAACCCUAACAAUUUACCUGUUAGCCCGAUAUCAGGCUACUUCGAAGAGCCGGAGAUACUGGACCGGAUACCCGUAUAUUUUCUGGGGCUGGGGGUAGCCACUUUCAUACUUCUUAUCCCUACAUCUCUGGUUAUAUCCAUGCCUAAACAGGUGGAUCACGAAGAUUCCAGUAUGGAGGGUACGUAUUUGAUAGAGGAAUCAGAUGAUAUAGCGUAUGUGCGGUCAGUGCGAUCUAUGAACUACGAUCUGUCUCACGCAUCAUUCCCCGACUAUAAGAUGGUCAGAAAAAUCUCACAAUCCCAAUCGUCGUACAAGGCGAAACCAGAUAUAAUAAUAGACGAGGUGUAUGAAGAUGAGGAGAACAGCAUUACUAGCACGACUAGCACUAACAGUGAGAAAGAUCCUGGCUGGAAGGAAAUAUUCUACAGCAAAGAUUUCUAUCUGUUAACUAUUGUAUACAGUGUGGCAAAGAUCUGCAGAACAAUUCUCAUGACUUAUUACAAAGCUUACGGCCUUACAGUUAUUCCAAGUGACCAGUUCCUAACGAUGAUAGCAGUUUGCAGUAACUUUAUGAACGCCCUUGGUCGUCUCAUUUGGGGAGCACUGUCUGACCGGUUCCGAAGCAAGUACCUAAUAAUUGGUGCAGCAAUUUGUGGUAUCGGAGGUGUUGAGGCUACUUACUGGUGUCUUCACAGUUCACAUGCUCCAGAUAUACUGUACAUGAUUACGAUCUGUCUGGACGGUGUGAUAUUCGCCUCCCAGAUCCUCUUCACAACCUGUCUCUAUACUUACUUCGGGAGAAAAGACUUUGGCAUUAAGUAUGGUCUGGUAAGGGCUGGUCCUGGACUUGCAGUCCUAGGUUUUAGUUUCCUCCUCAAAUACGUGGACUUGUUUGACAGUUGGAAUGUCAUUUAUCAUUCCAUGGCGUGCUUAUGCCUGGGUUCCGCCCUCGUGUCCACGCUACUCACCAAUCACAGAAUCACACCCCUCAAAUAGAUCACACUCCGAAAAUAUAAUCCUCAUUAUUACGUUUCACACAACGCUGUCCACGUUUUCAUGUUUAAAAUAAGCUGUAUUCUAUCUCGGGGAUACGUUAUUGCCAUGUUCACAAUCAACUUCUGGGAAAUUCGGAAAAAAAUUUUCGCCAUUACAUUACACAAUAUCGCCAUAAAUAAAGAAAAUUCGCCAAAUUGUCUUUAAUUUUUCGUCAUGGAUAUCAAAAAUUCGUGGCGAAAACCGGAAAUGCUUGAAUAUAUGGAGUGACGUAUCCCCCUUCAUAAUCAUUGAUGCUUGAUAAGAUUUUCCAUCGAUAAAGUGCAUCAAUCACAUACACUUUCCUAAUUUAACGCAAAUCCUGACCUCAUCACCCUUUACCUAUUACAGAGUAAUUUUAAAUUAUUUGAUAUAGAUGUAUAUUUAUAAAUACAUAGGUGUUUAUAUGAUUUAUUUUUGAUUUUACAUUGGCGACCGCCGGGAUAAACAGUCAAUCGAUUCCUGAAUGAAUAUGGGCGGAGACACAUUUAAAGUUUUUUCAGAGCUGUUUUAGAAGGAUGUUGAUGAUACCCUUGAUAGUGAUACAUAUAAUAUAAAAUGGUGAAAAAUAUAUAUGCAAUUCAAAUUGAGGGGCGUGAAUAUGAAACUGAAAGAUAAUGAUCUUAACAAAAACAGGGUUUAGAAAUUGGUCGAAAUACUGACUAUUUGGCAGAAUGUUAAUUGUUUACACGCUGAGCUAUCAGUAUCAUUUUAUUAUUCGUUAUGCUAUAAGAUUGUUGUUGAUAAUCAUCACCUGAAUUCAGAUGUCCUUUCAUGAAUUUUUAAGUUUGUAGCGUUAUAUUCUUUUAACUGCAGUGCGAGAUUGUUUGGAACAUAUUUCGAUUCUGUAAAUUAUACGUGGUUUUUUAUUAAAUUGUGGAAUAUGCAAUCCAAUAUUAUAAGAAUUUUAUUUGUC
Messenger RNA from Bolinopsis microptera, 2539 nucleotides. RefSeq lists its product as uncharacterized. Lineage: Eukaryota; Metazoa; Ctenophora; Tentaculata; Lobata; Bolinopsidae. Gene Ontology annotation, cellular component: membrane. Gene Ontology annotation, molecular function: transmembrane transporter activity. Gene Ontology annotation, biological process: transmembrane transport. The record is from RefSeq and is a predicted model, not a curated record. The transcript has 11 exons. The coding region runs from base 88 to 1587 and encodes 499 amino acids.